Messenger RNA from Colletotrichum paranaense, 1077 nucleotides. RefSeq lists its product as uncharacterized. The coding region runs from base 1 to 1077 and encodes 358 amino acids. The record is from RefSeq and is a predicted model, not a curated record. Lineage: Eukaryota; Fungi; Ascomycota; Sordariomycetes; Glomerellales; Glomerellaceae. The transcript has a single exon.
AUGACACGUCUGCAGACAGCGGCAUUCACGGCAGUUGUGGAUUUGAUCCUCUCAGCUGAACCCCUCAAUCCCGCCGUAUGCUCAUGCUCAAUCAACACCUUGAGCCUAACUAUUCGUUCGAAUACGCUACAUCAUCUUCACAAUAGCAGUCCUCAGCUUCGACACCCCACCUCAUCUCCGACGCCAUUGCGUCAGACCAGUAGAUUCAGCCAGCCCACGGUGCGUGCCUGUGUAGCGGCCCGCGAGAAGAGGGAGGAAAAAGCAAUUCUUCGUUUCCUUUCUCCCCCAGGUCCGACAUGGACCGUGGACCAGACCCCCCGCAGAUCACAACGGUUCCUGAACCUUGUCCGAACCCUUUCCCUUCUGGUCGUGCAACUGGCUCAAUUGGCCUCUCUGAUUUGCUUCGAAAUCGGCGCUCCAUGCACAAAGUCAUCGGGGUUAAGCAAGAAGCAUGGGUUCCCUCCAGACGAAUUUUACUGUUACGGCGGAAUACCUGGUCCAAUACCUGUAGGUACUGCGUCAACCCCCCUUACUAAUAGGACGGCUGCUUUCUGCUACUGCAAGGUGCCGUGGCAGCUACGACGUCCGGGUUUCCCAUUAUCGACAAGCCGGGCCAAAGAGGAACGACAGGUGUUUGGGAUGGACAGGUCCUUGGGAAGAGUACAACCUGCCGGCGAGCGCCCACGGCUCCAAUUAGACGGCGCAACUCUCGGUCAACUUGUGAGGGCGCAUGGUGAACCCCGCUCCUCUCGGCCAGCAAUCCCACAGUCCGCCCCCAUCCCACUCUUCCUAUUCCCCUCCCGCAACCCGGCCGCUGUAUCCAGACCAAACUCGCAAAACCCCCAUCCCAGAGCUGCAACCUGGGAUCCGAUCCCUCCAGCAACCGCGUCCAAAUGUCACCCUACCAGUACCAAGUCUGCGAAGUCCCUCGCCUGGCCGCUUCUAAGCGUUCUGCUGCUGCUAGGGCUGGUCAUGGACCCCCAAAUCAACGACCUAGAGAGGUCGGGAAACCUGACUCUCCAGAGAAGCAUGGGUUGGGCGACGUCGCGGCGGCGACAAACUCCCGACGACGGUUGA